Verticillium alfalfae VaMs.102 is the source of this 1944-nucleotide messenger RNA. RefSeq lists its product as hypothetical. The coding region runs from base 1 to 1944 and encodes 647 amino acids. NCBI's taxonomy places the organism in Eukaryota, Fungi, Ascomycota, Sordariomycetes, Glomerellales, Plectosphaerellaceae. Gene Ontology annotation, cellular component: mitochondrion. The record is from RefSeq and is a predicted model, not a curated record. The transcript has 4 exons.
AUGCACCGAGCGCUGUCAUCGAGAUGGCUACGGAGCGCGCUGAGGAUUGGUGACCGGGCCGCCCUGGCUGAGGUGCCUGGGUACCUGUGCCCAGCGCUCAGUCUUUCGGCGCAAAGGGGGCGUGGUGUUCCUCAUCAGAUGACGGUUGCGCAUGGCCAACGAAGGUGUCUUCAUGCCGAAUCGAAUCUUUCAGACCCUCUCGAGCGACUGCCUUCGGAUCCCGCAGAUGCCGAUGCGCUGGCUUUGGCGAAGCUGCCUCUACAAUGCCAUGGUUGCGGCGCCUUCACUCAGACCACGGAACCUGACCAGGCUGGCUACUACGACUUGAACCGCAAAUCUGUACAAAAGUUUGCGGCUUCCGAACACGAGUACGAGAUAAAUAAGGGGGAGAUCGAGGAAGAUUUUGUUGUGACCAAGGCCUUGGAGGGAUUGGACGAACACAAGCUGCAAGAGCUUGGCCUGGACCCUAGGACUCUGCUUGCCGGAGAGGACCUCGAGACUGAUAUUCCCUCUUUUCCUCCCGCGCCGAACGCAACGCCGCUGUGCAACCGCUGCCAUGCGCUCGUGCACCACCGCAAGGGCACGCCCAUCUUCCACCCGAGCGUCGACGCCCUCCGCGAAACGAUCGAAGAGUCGCCCUUCAAGAACAACCACAUUUACCAUGUCAUCGACGCCGCAGAUUUUCCCAUGUCGCUCGUGCCGAAAUUGCACCAGCUUCUGGGCGACGUCAGCCUCAGGCGGCGCAACCGCAGGUCGCGUGCCGGACGCUACUACAAGGACCGCAAGUUCGACAUGAGCUUCAUCAUCACGCGCUCCGAUCUUCUGGCGCCGACGGAGAAGCAGGUCAACGCCCUGAUGCCGUAUCUGCGCGAGGUGCUGCGAAGCGCCUUGGGGGAGUUUGGCGACGUUGUCAGGCUCGGCAACCUCAAAUGCGUCAGCGCGAGGCGGAGCUGGUGGACGAAGGAUCUCAAGCAGGAGAUUUACAAGCGCGGCGGCGCUGGAUGGAUGGUCGGCAAGGUCAACGUCGGCAAGAGCCAGCUCUUCCAGGCCGCACCACAAACCUCCCCGAUCCGCAUCCCGUACGGCAACGGCAAGGGCGAGCUCAUCGACUUGCCGGGCCUCGUGCGGAGCGACCUCGAGCUCUUCGUCCAGGAGGACAAGCGCCAGGCCCUGGUCAUGCAGGACAGGCUCAAGCCCGAGCAGCACUCGAUCAAGCCGGGCCAGUCGCUGCUGCUCGGCGGCCUCAUCCGCAUCACGCCGCGGACGUCGGACCUCGUCUUCCUCGGUUACAACUUUACGCCGCUGCCCGAGCACCUGACGUCGACCGACAAGGCCGUCGCCUUCCAGGCGCAGGAGAGGACCGCCGCGCAGGUCGACAACAUCUGCACGCCCGACGCGGCCGACAAGAUGCAGCUCGCGGGCUCCUUCCCGCUCCGCCACGACGUCGAGAACCUCCCGUACCGUGUCCUGUCGACCGACAUUCUCAUCGAGGGCGUCGGCUGGGUGGAGAUGACGGCGCAGGUCCGCGCGAGGCAGCUCUUCGCCAAGCCCGAGGCCAAGGCGGCGGCGGAGCCCGUUGUCGACGACAACACGCCCGAGGACAAGCCGCAGGAUCCCUUUGACGCCAUCCUCUCGCGUGUGCACGGCGCCGAGAAGGAGAAGCCCAAGGAGCCGCCGGUCGCCGACAAGAAGACGAACAGCAAGGCCGGCGGACUCGGCGAGCCCGUCGAGCUCAACUGGCCCGUGGUCGACGUGUACAGCCCGCUCGGCAAGUUCGUCGGCGUGCGGCCUCCGAUGAACGGCUACAUGCUCAACAAGCCGCGCGUGCUGGCGAAGCACAAGAAGGCGCGGCCGCGCAGGAGCAUGAAGGGCGCCAAGAAGAGGGACAAGAUGGCGCGCAGGGAUGCCGCUGCUGCGUCCGCUCUCGCCUCGGCGUCGGCUUGA